Chrysochloris asiatica (Cape golden mole) is the source of this 408-nucleotide messenger RNA. It is a transcript of the gene PCED1A, whose product is annotated as PC-esterase domain containing 1A. The record is from RefSeq and is a predicted model, not a curated record. Lineage: Eukaryota; Metazoa; Chordata; Mammalia; Afrosoricida; Chrysochloridae.
AUGGAAAACGAGCCUUGCCACCGCUCUGAACACAAGUUCUUUGUCCUCUUGGGGGAUGCAAUCCAGCAGCCUCUGUUUAAGGACUUGCUGCUCCUGCUCCAGAAAGACUCACUGCUCGCCACAGCUCAGCUGAAAGCCUAUGGAGAGCUGAACUUUGAACAGGACCAGCUGGGGGCUGGGGGCCAGCAGGGUGAGCUGCACAAUGGAACACGGUACCAUGAAGUCCACGAGUUCUGCUCAGAUUCUGGCCACCACCUUGACUUCUACUUCCUCACCCAUGUUUACUCUGAGGACCUGGAGGAUGUCCUGGAGGAGCUGACAUAUGGGCCUACCCUGGCCACCCCUUCCUACCCCAUGAAUUCUUCGAUUAUAUACCAUUGGAGGACUUCUCAAUGCCACCCCACUUAG